Penicillium salamii is the source of this 1917-nucleotide messenger RNA. The record is from the annotation of a GenBank genome assembly. Lineage: Eukaryota; Fungi; Ascomycota; Eurotiomycetes; Eurotiales; Aspergillaceae.
AUGAGGGAAACAGAAGAAAUGGCUGACCCCUUGCAUAACGCAUAUAAGGAUGAAGGCGAUGAGCUGAGCUUGGACCUGGAAGUAGGCGACAUGCCGCUUCUGCCCCAAGGCGUGGCUCAGCCGGAACUCACACGCGACCCAUCAUUUUCGUGUACACCCUCCGGCUUUUGCAACUGGCUUCGCGGGCCGCAGCCUCCCCAUGUCUAUCAUAUUAACCCCUGGUUCCCCCGGCUGCAGGCGGCGCCGGCGCGUCUGAUUGAUCGGAAAUUUCCCCGCAAGAGCUCCAAGAUCGCAUUGCUUGCGGGCGGAUUGAUUGUUUGGAUUUUUGUCUUCUUUUUAUCUUUGAAGGCGUCGGUCGCCGGCCAAGAGGUGCCCGGGUACGGGCAGCCUGUCAAGCUGUCGUGUCACCAUCGUUUGUGGAACAAUGCAACGAACUGUGGACUUAAUGGUGAUCUCUGUCGUCCCUUUGAAGACCAGUCGUUUGCCUUCCGCUGUCCCUCCGGCUGUGCGGCGGCUAUCCUCCUGGAGCCGUACGUUGUGGGCGACCAGGAGCACAAUUACCGCCCUCUCGUAAUUGGUGGUAAGCCAUUCGAGCAAGACGACCACCUCAGUGGUACAUACCGUGGAGACUCGUCCAUCUGCGCGUCGGCACUGCACGCCGGUCUAGUAGAUGAUGCCACGGGCGGGUGUGGCAUCUUGCACCGAACCGGCGAGCAGAAAGAAUUCAUUCCUUCAAAGCAGAAUGGCAUUGAGAGUAUUGAAUUCCCCUCGAGCUUCCCAAUGUCUUUCAGACUCGCCAAGGAACCGCCAUCUUCAGGGUCCGGCGAGGCGAAGCCGAUCAAGUGCUCUGAUUCCCGAUGGGCACUUUUCGCCUUCACAUUGGUUUGGACUACCAUUUUGUCUCUGGUCGUGACUUCAGCGCCAGCCUUCUACAGUUCCAUAUAUUUUAUUGUUUGGUUCCAAGUCGCUAUGGCGUCCGACCCCCCCUCAAUGGGUAGCAUCUAUGACCUGGUGUCAAUUGCGCUUGGUCGCUUCCUGCCCGGUGCAUUCGUUGGAUUCGUGCUCUACUAUUUCUGUGUGCGUCACACAUUGAAAAACCUGGAUGCGCAUUGGGACAAGACGGUUCUGUGGUUAGGGGGCUGUUGGGUCGGCGCCCUAAACACAGACACCUUUGAUCGUAUUCCGAUCUCCCGCCUUACGCCUCACGAUAUCCAGCAGCAGCCCGGUGCACUCACUGCACUCAUUAUCGUGGUCGGGACACUCCUCGCAAUCGCAUUUGGUCAGGCGCAUUGCUACCGCCGAGAGGGCCGAUUCUUCCCCACGAUCAGUAUCUACGGUGUCCUUGUCGCGGUUGUCCUCAUCCUCGUCGCCGUGCCACACAUGAACCUACGUAUUCAUCAUUAUAUUCUGUCUCUCCUUUUCCUGCCUGGGACAACUUUGCAGACUCGUCCCAGUCUCCUGUACUCUGGUAUCCUUAUUGGUCUUUUUAUUAACGGCAUCGCCCGGUGGGGUUUCGACUCGAUCCUCCAGACCCCAGGGGCUCUCCUCGAUGGUGCCAAACUUGGCACCAUUCCCCCUAAAAUAUACCCUCCGUCCUUGACGGACAACAAUAACCUUGUUUUCUCCUUCCCGGAUGUCGCGCCUCAUGCCGAUGGUCUCAGUGUUUUGGUCAAUGACGUUGAACGAUUCCAGGCGUUCCGACCGAAGGACGAUGAGCCACUGCCAGACUUCACAUGGACCCGUACUAAUCCCAAUGAGCUGGAAUACUUCCGUUUUGGAUACGUUCAUUCCAAAGCUCUGGGUGGUCUUUGGUACGAGGACUUCUCUCCCCCCGCGACUUGGAACGCGGAUGGAAACUUCGUCUUUCCUGAUCCUGAGAUCUCCGACCCUGUACAACCUGAAGCGGACUCUACAUAG